This is a messenger RNA of Cryptomeria japonica (Japanese cedar), 1814 nucleotides long. Its product is annotated as cytochrome P450 750A1. The record is from RefSeq and is a predicted model, not a curated record. The transcript is spliced from 2 exons. Lineage: Eukaryota; Viridiplantae; Streptophyta; Pinopsida; Cupressales; Cupressaceae. The coding region runs from base 51 to 1586 and encodes 511 amino acids. Gene Ontology annotation, molecular function: oxidoreductase activity, acting on paired donors, with incorporation or reduction of molecular oxygen; monooxygenase activity; iron ion binding.
UGAGCCUCAACACAGCACAGCGAGCUAGCUAACUAGUGGGUAUUUUCAUCAUGUCGUUUCAGAGUUUAUUUGUGAGCAGAGAUGAAGCUCCAAUCACCAUGGCUGUUACAGUCAUAGUGAUGUUGAUGAUUUUCUACAUGUUUAGUAGGCGGAGAGGAAGAUUGCCCCCAGGCCCAUUUCCCUGGCCUAUCGUGGGAAAUCUCCUGCAGAUGAAAGAGCUUAUCCACCGUAGCCUUUAUGACGUUUCUCAGAAAUAUGGACCAAUUGCAUCCUUGAAGUUGGGUUCUGUUACUACAAUUGUCAUUUCUUCUCCAGACAUGGCAAAAGAAAUUUUGAAGACUAAAGAUCUAAUCUUUGCGGGCCGACCUGCAACUGCUGCAGCAAAGUACAUAUUCUAUGACUUCAAGGAUGUGGGAUUCACUCCGUACGGGCCUUAUUGGAGACAGAUGAAGAAACUGUGCAUGGUGGAAUUGUUGAAUGCGAAAAGAAUCGAGUCGAUGAGCUCAAUGCGAGAGGAAGCGGUGUCUGCGGCCGUCCGAUCAGUGUGGGAGAAGAGCCGUCAUGGCACAGUUGCCGUCAAUCUUAGCAAGAUACUCUCAGCCCUUGUAAGUUCGCAAAUAUUGAAAAUCCUUUAUGGCACCGCAAUUUCUGACGAUCAGGGUGUGGGUAGCCAUGGCGAGAAAAUUAAGGAAUUGUUAUUAGAGGCCUCAAUGACUGUGGGAAUAUUCAACAUUGGAGACUUUAUUCCCUGGCUUGACUGGCUCGAUCUGCAAGGUGUAAAGCGACGAAUGAAGACAGUAAACAAGUCUCUCGACCAAAUGAUGACAACAAUAAUUGAACAGCACAGGCAGAGGAGAAGCUCAAGCUCGGGGAAGCAGCAGCCCAAUUCAAAUGACGUCAUUGAUGCUCUCUUGGACAUGCAGGCCGCCGAUUCCAUCACUAUCACAGAUGAUCACCUUAAGGGCAUUGUAUUUGAUAUUUUUGCUGCCGGAGUCGAAACAACAUACACUACAUUAGAUUGGGUGAUGAGCUCGUUGAUCCAAAAUCCUAGCGUGCAAAAGAAAUUGCAAGAGGAAGUUGAAGCCGUAGUAGGCAAAGAGAGAGCUGUACAAGAGAGUGAUCUACAAGGCAUGGAAUAUCUUUUGUGUGUGGUGAAAGAGGCGCUAAGAUUAUAUCCGCCAGUGCCGUUGCUGAUCCCACACGAGUCAACAGAAGAUUGCACUAUUGAUGGGUACUUCAUUCCUAAGAAGAGCAGGGUUUUUGUCAACACCUGGGCUUUGGGAAGAGAUCCAAAAGUUUGGAAGGAUCCAUUGGAAUUCAAGCCAGAAAGAUUUAUGGGUACAGAUAUUGAUUUUAUUAAAGGGAAGGAUUAUUUUGAUGCGGUUCCAUUUGGUUCAGGAAGGAGGGCAUGCCCUGGGGCUAGCAUGUCUAUGGCCACGUUGACUCUUGCCAUAGCUCAACUAGUGCACUGCUUUGACUGGAGAGCUGAAGGGGAAUUAGACAUGAGUGAAACCAUUGGAGUCUCCUUACCUAGAAAAUAUGAUAUUCUUGCCAUUCCCUCGUUGAGGUUGCCGACCUACCCAUGAUUUCCUAUAUCUUCAUAUUCUAUGUGGAAAUGGUACCCUAGUUAGUAUGGACACUACUUAAAUCCAUGCAUAUUUGUUGUCUUCUUAUAAAUUGCAAUAACAAUGAGUGUGAAAUGCAAGCAAUGUAGGUACAAGGGAUACCUAGCAUGUGUAGCAACCCAUAGUAGCAAUGUAGGGAAUUAUUGAUCUUUACAAAGAAAUUAAGUAUUCAUACUAGUAUUAACAAUA